AUGGCGGAAAACAAAGGAGGCGGCGGCGGCGGGGACGCGGCCGCCGAGGCCGCGCCGGGCGGCGGCGGCGGCCUAGAGCCUCCCGCCGGCUCGCCGUCCGCCGCCGCGCCGCCCGAAGAGCGCGAGAGCCCCGGGGCGGCGGCGGCGGAGCGCGGCGGCGGCGAGGCCGAGGCCGAGGCGGCGGCGGGGCCCGGUGCGGCGGCGGGGCCCGGCCCCAGCCCGGUGCCGCCGCUGACGCCCGCGGCGCCGGGGCCGUUCUCGCUGCUGGACACGUGCGCGGUGUGCGCGCAGAGCCUGCAGAGCCGGCGGGAGGCCGAGCCCAAGCUGCUGCCCUGCCUGCACUCCUUCUGCCGCCGCUGCCUGCCCGAGCCCGAGCGCCAGCUCAGCGUGCCCGUGCCCGGCGGCGCCAACGGCGACGUGCAGCAAGUGGGGGUGAUCCGGUGCCCGAUCUGCCGCCAGGAGUGCCGGCAGAUCGACCUGGUGGACAACUACUUUGUGAAGGACACCUCGGAGACACCCAGCAGCUCCGACGAGAAGUCAGAACAGGUGUGCACCAGCUGCGAGGACAAUGCCAGUGCUGUGGGUUUCUGUGUGGAGUGUGGGGAGUGGCUGUGUAAGACCUGCAUAGAAGCUCACCAGCGAGUAAAGUUUACUAAAGAUCACAUGAUCAGGAAAAAAGAGGAUGUGUCAUCAGAGGCCGUGGGAGCAUCUGGUCAACGUCCUGUUUUCUGCCCUGUCCACAAACAAGAGCAGUUAAAACUUUUCUGUGAAACCUGUGACAGGCUGACAUGCAGAGACUGUCAGUUACUGGAACACAAAGAACACAGGUACCAGUUCCUGGAAGAAGCUUUUCAGAACCAGAAGGGUGCAAUUGAGAACCUGUUGGCCAAACUUCUUGAGAAGAAGAAUUAUGUAAAUUUUGCAGCUGCCCAAGUUCAAAAUAGGAUAAAAGAAGUAAAUGAAACCAACAAACGAGUAGAACAGGAAAUCAAAGUGGCUAUAUUCACCCUCAUCAAUGAAAUCAAUAAAAAGGGAAAAUCUCUCCUACAGCACCUUGAGAAUGUAACAAAGGAGAGACAGAUGAAGUUAAUCCAGCAGCAGAAUGACAUCACUGGUCUGUCACGACAAGUGAAGCACGUGAUGAACUUCACUAAUUGGGCGAUCGCGAGUGGCAGCAGCACUGCCCUGCUCUACAGCAAACGGCUGAUAACAUUCCAGCUACGGCACAUUCUGAAGGCACGAUGCGAUCCUGUCCCAGCUGCCAACGGAGCGAUCCGCUUCCAUUGUGACCCCACCUUCUGGGCUAAGAACGUCGUCAAUUUGGGUAACCUGGUCAUUGAAAAUAAACCAACCCCUAGUUAUACUCCCAAUGUAGUGGUUGGGCAGACUCCUCCAGGAACAAACCACAUCAACAAAGCUCCAGGACAAAUCAAUCUGGCCCAGCUUCGACUCCAGCACAUGCAGCAGCAAGUGUAUGCCCAAAAACACCAGCAGCUGCAGCAGAUGAGGAUGGCCCAGCCAUCUGCAUCCGUGCCCAGGCAGAGCAGCCCCCAAGUCCUGCAGCAGCAGCCUCCCAGGUUGAUCAGCAUGCAGACCAUGCAGAGGGGUAACAUGAACUGUGGGGCUUUCCAAGCACAUCAGAUGAGAAUGGCUCAGAAUGCUGCUCGUAUACCAGGAAUCCCACGCCACAAUGGACCUCAAUACUCCAUGAUGCAACCUCACCUUCAAAGACAACACUCCAACCCUGGCCACGCGGGGCCCUUCCCGGUGGUUUCCGUGCACAACACCACCAUCAACCCCACCAGCCCCACCACGGCCACCAUGGCCAGCGCCAACCGCGGCCCCACCAGCCCGUCCGUGUCGGCCAUCGAGCUCAUCCCGUCCGUCACCAACCCGGAGAACCUGCCCUCCCUGCCAGACAUCCCUCCCAUCCAGCUGGAAGAUGCUGGUUCCAGUAGUUUAGAUAAUCUGCUGAGUAGAUACAUCACAGGCAGCCACCUCCCCCCACAGCCUACAAGCACCAUGAAUCCCUCCCCAGGACCUUCAGCUCUAUCUCCAGGGUCAUCAGGUUUAUCCAACUCCCACACUCCUGUGAGGCCCCCCAGCACCUCCAGCACAGGCAGCAGAGGAAGCUGUGGCUCCUCGGGGAGAACUGCUGACAAAACUGGCAUCAACUUCAAGGCUGACCAAGUGAAAGUAAAGCAAGAACCAGGCACAGAGGAAGAGAUCUGCAGUUUCUCAGGAACAGUAAAGCAGGAAAAAACAGAGGAUGGCAGAAGGAGUGCUUGCAUGCUCAGCAGCCCUGAGAGCAGCUUGACACCACCACUGUCCACUAACUUACACCUGGAGAGUGAACUGGAGGCGUUGGGAAGCCUGGAAAACCAUGUGAAGACAGAGCCAGCAGAUCUGAGUGAGAGCUGCAAACAGUCUGGGCACAGCCUGGUGAACGGGAAAUCGCCCGUGCGGAGCCUCAUGCACCGCUCAGCUCGAGUGGGGGGAGAAGGGAACAACAAGGAUGACGACCCCAACGAGGACUGGUGUGCUGUGUGCCAGAACGGGGGGGACCUGCUGUGCUGUGAGAAGUGCCCCAAGGUGUUCCACCUCACCUGCCACGUCCCAACACUCCUCAGCUUCCCCAGUGGAGAGUGGAUAUGUACAUUCUGCAGAGACCUGAGCAAACCUGAAGUAGAAUAUGAUUGUGACAAUUCCCAGCACAGCAAGAAGGGGAAGACAGCACAAGGCCUGAGUCCUGUGGACCAAAGGAAAUGUGAACGCCUCCUGCUUUACCUGUACUGCCACGAGCUGAGCAUUGAGUUCCAAGAGCCAGUCCCAGCCUCGAUACCAAACUAUUAUAAAAUUAUAAAGAAACCAAUGGAUUUAUCCACGGUGAAGAAGAAACUGCAGAAGAAGCAUUCCCAACACUACCAGACCCCCGAGGACUUCGUGGCUGAUGUCCGGUUGAUCUUCAAGAACUGUGAAAGGUUUAAUGAAAUGAUGAGAGUUGUUCAAGUUUAUGCAGAAACACAAGAGAUUAAUUUGAAGGCUGAUUCAGAAGUAGCACAGGCAGGGAAGGCAGUUGCAUUGUACUUUGAAGAUAAACUUACAGAGAUCUACUCAGACAGGACCUUCCAGCCUUUGCCUGAAUUUGAGCAGGAAGAGGAUGAUGGUGAAAUAACUGAGGACUCCGAUGAAGAUUUUAUACAACCACGUAGAAAACGCCUAAAAUCAGAUGAGAGACCAGUGCAUAUAAAGUAAUCUAAUGAUAUGGACCUAAAAUUUAUUGUAAAAACUGUUAUUUAAGUGUUCCUGGAAUAUUAUCAUGCCUACAGUGGCCAUCUUGAAGAAGCUGAUAGCUUUUUAAACAGUAUUAGAUAACAAACAACACUUGUACAGAAAAACAUUCGCAUCAAAAGGGGAAAAAAACUGUAUUGUAAAUUCUUGGUGGUUUGUAUUUUUUUUUUUCCUUGAUUACUUGCGAUAUUCUUUCUUUUCCUGAUGGAGGGGACACACUCAUCCUGGUCUCACAGACAGAGGUGGAGGAAUGUUGAAGAGAAGCAGAUUUGACAGAGAUGUUCCAUGUACAGAUAAGACUGUGUAGUGACACGUUCUGCAGGGCUGGACCAGUUCAGUGACUGUAUCUUGCAUUACACUGCAGUGUAAACUGUGAGCAGAGCUCCUGAAAUCCCCUCUCUGUCCACUCAAGUGUGUGUUGGUCGUUGCUUUGAUCAUCCCAUUGAAGCAGGAUUGUGAAUAACUGAUCUUCUGUGUCGAUCCAAUUGUUGACAUUUUGCUUUCUUUACUCCAUUUUAUGUAUAGCAAAAGGAAAAAGAAAGAAAAAUCAUUAAACUGUUCUGAAUUGGUGAGCGCAGGAAUGUGAGUUUUUGGCAGAUGAAAGGCUCAGCUCGUGGCUACAAUCCCUUUCAGUAGGACAAGGUGUUUUUAUUCAAGUCCUGUACCCAGAACAUUUUAAUGGCAUCCAUGGCAGAAGUCUCAGUGUUGUCAUCUGUCCCUGACCCCCUGACGAGGCAGAAUGUUCUCUCCAGUAUUCAUUCUCUAGUUUUCUGUACCUAAAAUAUAGACUGAAGAGGUAAUAACUGGUUGGGGUGUUUUUCCAGUCUUCCUAAAUAUCAGUUUCUAAUAGACCACUUGGCAAACAAUAACCUAUUAACUACCAAAUGUGUAAAAUUUCCUGUAUUCACUUUGUCUUAUUUGUAAAUAGUGAAUUGAGAUUUCUUGCAGAUCAGCAACAUUUGCUGAACUGUUUUUAAGCUAAUAUGUAUUCUUAUUGAUUGUUCCUAUCAAGAAAAGAUUUGUAAUAUAUGCUAUUUCUAACAUUGCAUUCAUUUUGAGGUUCUGUCUUAUUUUUCUUAGAGUACUUCUCAGAACUUUCUUCAGAAGCAGCUUGUGAGGGAAAUGUGCAGAAAGAUUGGAAUCAGUCUGAGUUUGGGUUGCCUGUCCAUCCAUUGAACAAAGCACUUGCACAGGGUCUGGCCUUGAGUGGUUUCUGGUCAGAGAGUGAAAUCAGAACAAUUUCCCAAUUCCCUCACUAACCCCUGAGGCACCUCUGCAGUGCCUUCCCUUGCACUGCCUCCAUCCCAGCAUUCCUGCUUAGAAAUCACGGAAUCACAAGGAGUUACAGCUUGAGAAGUUGUUUUCUUUACUGACACAAGUCAGACCUAGAAAGAAUAAAUACAAUUUCUGGCCUUCAUAUUGAUCUCGUUAAAGGAAGUUGAAGAAUUCAUGUAACCAAUGAGCUCGAGAGGGCAGACUCUCAAUUUGCCAUAAUUUGUGGGGAUCCAGCAAUCCUGUGGGAGAUCCCUGGGGGUUUGGUGGACUCAGCAGAGCAAUUCCUGUGACACUGUACACACUUUACCAUCAUGGUAAAGAGAAGUAUUUUAGCACAAUAUCAAAUUGAGAAAUGCUCUCAGCAGUUUUUAUGCAAAUCACUGCAGAUUUGGUUUCUUUUAUAGGAACCAGGUCUGUGUACCUUGGGAUUCUCCCUCUCUUGCAAUAAAGGAGGGGACUGAAGAUGUUCAUAACUCUCAGCUCACUUUACUCAAAUGUUACACUUCAAACUCAAACUGGUUGGGUUUUUUUUUCAUUUCUCAGACAUUAACAGUGCUGUUUUAAGUCUAUUUUUUACCAGUUUGUAUGUGAAAGGAAAAGGAAUUCCACUUCAACGUAUUAAAUUGACAAAGAGCAGCAACUUUGCCCGUGGAAAGGCUGACGUGUGAAUAGGACACUGGUAGUGACAAGGGAUCAUUUCAUGGCUCUGUGUAUUGCCUAUUUAUGCAUUUCUAGUUUCUCAGCUUCAUUUUGCAAAAGGAAUAUUAUUAAAAUUAUCAUGAAAAUAAGAUUCUGUGAACUCUCUUCACUCGGGGCUCCUGUUUUUAUGGCGCUUCUGGUACCUUCAGGCCUCACCUUUUGAGCUGCUCCCGGGGCAGCAGCCGUGGAUUGGAUCCUGCAGAGACCCUGGGGCUGAGCCAGAGCAUGGGAUGGGCACGGGGGGAUCCCAGAUGGAGCACGGGGGGAUCCCAGCAGAGCACAGUGGGCAGCACUCGCCCAAAACCCUCCACGGAGGCUCGUGCCCCCCAGCUGCUGCAGGAACAGGACCCUCUGCUCCCCACCCAGACCCCAGAGCAGUUUCCAGUGUUUUGGGACAGCCUCUCCUUUGAGGUGGCCUCUCCAACCCUUCACUCCAGGUGGAAAACUUGUCCAGCUCGUGCUCAGCAGCUUCUGCACACCAGGAGUGAAGCUGAGCUGGACCCUGCUGAGCCCAGACCCUUGCACAGACCCCACUGAACCUCCAGAACUGUUCCUCCCGUCCAGUUCCCAGUGCUCAGUAGGAUUAUGUGGAAUUUUGAAUGUGUGCAAGAAAUCUCAAGUGUUUCUUUUAUGCGAGGAAACAAAACAUUCUCUUCUUCUUCUUCCCUUUAAUUUUUGAGCUCCCAAAGCAGCAAUUCAGUGAUUGUUUUGAAAGCAGCAAAGUUCUAUUUGAAAUAAGUUGAAAGGGUAGAUAAGCUCUGCUAAUCCAUUCCCUGAUCCUGUAGUCUGGAUGUUCAUCACAGACCUGGGAAGGGUUUGCUCAGUGGAAACAAUUUUUGGUGCCUCGCUGUUUGUAACUCAUUCAGGAGCAAAUUAAUGGGUUUGUGUUAAUGAGCCGCUAAUUCUCUGGGCAUCUUCUCCGUGCCAGCUGCUGGGUGUGCGCUGUGUGAGUGAUUUUACCUGGGGAAUCAGAGCACAGCUUCCGUCAGGAAAUCCUGUAAAGUUGUGAUCCCACGGGGUGGCAGGAGGAGUCUGGCACUUGGUGUAACUGCUCUCGUUUAAAAUACUCCCAAAAAUUUGUGUCUCCAUUUUGGUUGAGAAUUUUUUGUUGCCCCUGAAGUUUUAAGUUGAUCCAAAGAAGGAAAAGGCAAUUUGUUUUUGAAGUCAGAGUGCAAAGUGCCCAGUGUGAGCUGCUGGAUGACCUCAGCAGCCGUCCUGCCAUGGAAUUCCUGGUGAUUAGCGGGAAUUCAACAGCUGAACAGGCUCAAGGCUUUUAUUUAGCUGUGCCCUGAGAUUAAGUGGCCUAAAACACAAUAAGGCAGAGUUAUUAUCCAAAAAAAUUAUUAUCCAACUUCUGCAAGCAGAAAUGCUCAGUUAAGUGGAGAGGUUGUUCCUCUGUGUGGGAUGUCACUACUGUGACACUUCACUGUCACACACUUCAUGCUGGAUCAAACAUUUCUUCAAGCCACUGGACAAGAAGUCCUUAAAAUGAGCCCAAAUUUCUGUUUUAUCACCUGUUUUUGGCUGACCUGCAGAAGUUUAGGUUAUUGCAGCAGUGUUUUGAAGCCGUGUGUGUGGUGUAGUGGGAAUUGGCUUUUCCUUGUUUUUCUCACUCUCUUCCUCGGAAAAAGCAAUAAAACUGCUUUGUCAGCUGCCUGUCAGCAUGAUGGGAAUUCUUCCCUUUGGAUAAUGAUUUUAUAGGGAAGUUUGUAUGCAAAUCACCAAGCCUAGCUUUUAAAAACAAAGUGUGCAGCAGUUCCUGACAGUACAGAGUGUGGCAUUUUAUUUUAAAAAACUGGGGAAAGUCCCAUCUUUUUUAAGAAGUAGAUGUUUGAGCAAAUAACAGAGGUACUUUUUUAAAAUAAAAAUGUAAAUGCCACAGUUUACUUGGAUGGCACAUAUGGAUUGUAUCCUUGGGUAUGGUGAUUUAUUUUGUCUUCUCAAAGUGUGUGUACAGUAACUCUUCCAUCUGCUUCCACUUGGCUUAUGGGGAUCCUGCUUUCUGUGCUUUCUAAUGUAUCAGGAUUGAAACAGCUUUCCAAAAUUGUAGUUAAUUUGGGAAUCUUUAUAAUAAGUGGACUAUAAAACGUAUGAAAUGCAGUUUUGGCCUUUUCUUUGUUGAGUGAAAUCACAGCUCGAGGCUUCUGUCUUUAGGAUUUAUGGAAUUUCUACAAUGAGAGGUACUGAAAUAUUUUGUAAGCUGGACUUUGGCAGGAUUCAGUGUGGAGUGAGCUCCCCUGGCACAUCUGUGCCCACCUGCAAUGGGGGAUUUUUAGGCUCAGGACACCAGGACACAUGUAAAUAAUCCUAUACAGAUUUGUGCAGUGCAAAGCUUGUUUUACAUGUAAACAUUCUCCUGGAAGGGUUAAAUCAUGGCAUUCUUUGAUUCUUCAGUUAUUUCCUGCUUCCAGUGCUGGAACUGGCUCAUUUUGCACAUAAUAAACUUGGCUCAUCUUUUAAUAUGAUUCUUCAAAACAAGCAAGUGCUGUUUCUGUGAUAUUGUAUUAUCUGAAUCAUCCUAUUUAACUUUUUUUUAAAGAAGUUAUAGUUUCUAAUUGUUCUGCUCCUGUGUUAUUUUGCUGGUGUGUAAUUAAAAACCAGAAUUUUUUCUUUCCUUGGUUAUUUAAUACUUUAGCUGCCUGUAAAUAUUUCUUGUUAAGUGCUCUGGAAUGUGCUGUAGAAGUUGUAUUCGCUCAGUUUAAAGCAUUGUUUGGAACCCAUUUUGGUUGGUUAUUUCUAUUAAAUCAGAAAAAUCAUUCUUUCAA
Corvus hawaiiensis (hawaiian crow) is the source of this 8030-nucleotide messenger RNA. RefSeq names its product tripartite motif containing 33 (gene TRIM33). NCBI's taxonomy places the organism in Eukaryota, Metazoa, Chordata, Aves, Passeriformes, Corvidae. Bases 1 to 3255 code for a protein of 1084 amino acids. The transcript has 20 exons. The record is from RefSeq and is a predicted model, not a curated record. Gene Ontology annotation, molecular function: zinc ion binding; protein binding.